CUACGGACACAGCGCUUUGCGGACGUCCAAAUAGUGCUCAGACCUAGGCUGACUCAGACUGUCUCGCUAGCUGUUCAAUGAAAUCAAUCAUCUUUCGUUUGCAGGGCCGGAACGACAGGGUUGGUUUUUGUUCCUCCUCUCGAAUAUCCUAGAGAUGUAAACAUCACCAAACAGUACUAACUGGAAUAAUGACGGUGGGUUCAAGGUCGACUACGGUUAUCCUCCUCGGCUGCUUGCUAUGCAUGUGUUAUGUUAGUUUCGUCGAAGCAACUACAAAUGUUCCACCCGACGCCAGCGACGAUGAGCUUGCGGACUUGCUUGAAGCAGCCAGCUCCAAUUCAGACGAUGGCCUGCUGAACGCAUGGAAGACGGUGACCUACGGGGAGAGGCAGCCAACCAACCGGCAGAAGCACACCGCUAGCUUAGUGCGAGCACCCAAGGACAAUCGUGACUUCAUGCUCGUCUUUGGUGGAGUCACUUACCGCAAAGCAACAUCGGUCAUCUUGCUUCAACGAGAGUGUAUUCACUCCGUUGGAAAUGGCACGGACGAAGCAGCGCUGUGUUGCCGGGGCACGGCCACAAAUGAAGUCUGGGCGUACGUGAUAGUGGACAAGUACUGGCUGGAGAUAUCCAGAGAGAUAGGCCCCUCGGAGAGGUUUGACCACUCUGCUGAUAGUCUCCGGGACAAGUCUGGUAUUUUGAUGUACGGUGGACGUACGUAUCUGUACUAUCGCAACGGUAGCUUGCAAGGCAGCCAGCUGUUCAGUGAUGUGUGGAUAUUCACCCUGUCCACCGCACUGUCACGAUACGACUUUGGCAAGUGGAUACAGGUACAGGUCCCAACAAGUGGCAGCGCAUCACCGGGUGCGAGGUUCGGCUCGGUACUGGGAACCAUCGACGACUCGACGUUUGCGGUGUUCGGCGGCUGCCUGUCGACGGGAUUCCACUGCGACGACUUCCGCACGGACCUGUGGAUUCUGAAGGUUACGCCCAGUAUCACCGCCUCCAGUACUCUACAGGAACAGAGCACGUUCACUGGCGUCUGGUCAAGGAUUGAUACUGAACAGUCGCAAGCACCACCGCCAUCAGCUUACUACAAUAUGCAAUAUACAGGGAAUAGUCGUAACAGCUUUCUUGUUCUUCAAGGCUUGGCCAAUGUCACCCAUGAGUUGUCUAACCGCUCGUAUCCUUUCUAUGAGUUCAAGCUGGAUCAGAGUACUGGCAGUAGUGGUGAUGUACCUACACAAGGACGAUGGCAUCAACUGGAAGCGUAUAACGUGACUCACCAGAAGAUUGGACUGCCGGACACGUCCAAUCACAUCUACUUUGAUCCGAUGUACGACUGCUUGUUCAACGUGCGUAUACAACCGACAGUGGAUGUGUUGUCCAGUGUAAUGUCAAGAUUCUGCUUCACCUCCUCAGCACCCACUUUUCCAUCGGAAGGAUCUUGGCAGCCAGUGUUGUCUGAACCCGUCAGAACGCUAGAGAAACCGUUUCCGCUCACUUUGUCACAUCAGACAGCAACGUUUACUGAAGAUGAAGUGCUCCUGUUUGGUGGUGUUGUGGAGACGUUUACCGGACUGGAGUCCGAAAAUCUAUGGUCUCUUGGCAUUAAUGACUCACUAUCUAACAGCUGUGACAGUGAUGAUCGUCCCACUAGUGGUGUGUGUACACUUAACGUAAGUGCCUACAUCACAACCGGCUGGGCCGAGGUGACCACGGCCAGAGCCAGCCCAGAACCGCGCGCCUUCUCCGCCUCGGUAACCAUCGCGAACAUUGUCUACAUCCUCGGCGGACAGCCAAUCUCGCUACAGGCCAACGCAUCCACUCUCAGUGUCCAGGAUAACAUCCAGCGCAACCUUAUUUGGAGCUACGAGCCGACUCGGCAACUCUGGGAGCCGGUAGCCCUUGACAACCCGGACAACAAUGAAGAGUUUAAUAAGGUUGUCUCGAAAACUACGUACGUGAUCGAUCUUUCUGCGGUGGCCGUGCAUACACCGUCGGUGAGCCCUGAGCUGGAGGAACGCUACGGUUCGCAAUACAUUGUCAUCUUCUUCGGAGGGUUUGUGCGCACAGACUCCGUCGACUGUCGACUAGGGCAGCUCCUGAACUCGGUUGUCAUCAUAUCUGCUCCGCAUGCCUCCGUGUGGUCAUUGAGGUAUUUCCACCUGGAGGCGACAACAUCCGAGGACAACAGUACAUGGCCCACCCCUCGACGAGGCCAUACAGCAACUCUGCACAAUGCCACUAUGUAUAUCUUCGGAGGUGCGGUGGACCAACCCAUGUUCAACGUAACCAACGAGCUGUGGGCAUACGAUGUGGUGGCAAUGACCUGGGAACGGAUACGAGGUGAUAAUGCGGCCUCUCCCACCGCUCGGUUUGGUCAUACGGCACAGCACGCUCUCGGAGUGAUCUACAUGUUCGGUGGUGCGGACGCCAGCGGGGUCAUCGCUCAAGACGAAGCAUUCUGGGCGUUCAACAUAGCAUCUCGCGUCUGGAUCAACCUGAGCAGACGCAUCAAGCCCGGAUCUAGCACUCCGUUUCAGCGUUUCUUUCACUCGUCGGCACUCAUUGGUCAAUCUAAGUUUGCCAUUGCAGGCGGCUGUAUAGAGAGGAUUGAACACUUUGGUACGAGCGCUGGAUGUAUCUUUUGUCGAAGUCGCCUUGUUCUUGAUGAUAGUACUUGGGUGUAUGAUGCUAGAUCCCCCGCUGAGUGGCAGCCCAUUGUAGGUGAUGACUUGAUCUCGCGUCGCACGGCAUCGAGUACGGUCAUUGGUACGGCCAGAGCUAUGCAUACUCUCUCAGGUGUCACCACUCGGAACGGUACAAGUCUGUUGGUGCUGUUUGGUGGGUUCUCCAAAUGUCUGAGUGCUGUGCUGGAUGUCUCUACCCUGGUCAUGGAUCCGGCGUGCAACCGGGGAUACUACGCCGCUAACUUCACGUCUGAUAGAUGUCUGGCAUGCGAUAACACUAGCUACUCAUCGUACGCUGGACGUCCUUUUUGCGAUCAAUGUCCGUCGGAGACUAAAACUGCGGCGGUUGGCUCAACGGCCAUCUCGGCAUGCAGCCUGUGUCUAUCGGACAGCUUCUGCAAUAACCGCGGCGUUUGUGAAGUCAAGAAAGCACGAGGUGUGUACACGCCAACAUGCACAAGCUGCAAUGACUUUGGUUACGUUCCGUCCGAUGAGUGCAAGUCACCCAUCUACGCGUUCAUCAUCGUCGGAUCUAUACUGGGUGUUCUUGCGGUCCUGGCCAUUGUGCUGGUGGCCAUCAAUGUGCGCAGGAUUGUUCAAGCACGUCAUGAGAACGAGCGCCUGUUGAGAAACUCCCGGCGUGAAAUCAGCGAAAUGACGGAUGCCUGGAAAAUAGACUCGACUGAGAUCGUGCUGAAGUCACGCAUUGACUUGGACUGCCCCGGCGGCUUUGGAGAAGUGUGGCUGGCUGACUACCGAGACAUGAAGGUGGCGGUGAAAACGAUAUCCGCCGGGCAGCUCAUGCUAAACCCCACGGCUCUGGAGGACAUGAAACAGGAGAUGCUCCUGAUGAGGACCUUACGUCAUCCCAACAUUGUCCUCUUCUUGGGAGGUGGGGAGCUACCCAGCAACCAGGGUGCAUUCAUCGUGAUGGAGUACAUGAGCAGAGGAACACUGACGGACACGCUGCGCGACCAACGGGUGCACAUUGACAGAGAGCAGGCGCUACGCUUUGCCAUGGACAUUGCCAAGGGCAUGCGGUUCAUCCACAGCCUGACCCCGCCACGACUACACCGGGACCUGAAGAGUGCUAACUGUUUAGUCAGUGAGAAGUGGAUAGUGAAGAUCUCUGAUUUCGGCGCAUCGAAAUUACUGAAGGCUGCUGAUAUGAAUCGCGAUGCAGUCUUAUCGUUCCGCAAAGGCUCUAGCAGGGAUGAUGAAGACGAAAGCUUUGUCGAGUUACUGCCUGAUGGUCAGAGUGACCGUCACUUCACCUUGCAAUCACCUUUGCUGGGGACGAAGCAAUGGGAUAUGACGACACAGAUCGGGACUCUGCUGUGGAGAGCGCCCGAGAUGUGGAGAAAUGAACCGUACGGAACGCCGUCAGAUGUUUACAGCUUUGGGGUAGUCAUGUGGGAGAUCUUCACACGCGCCCAGCCCUACGAGGACAGGUCGUUCCGUAACAAGUUUGAAAUUGAGGCAUUGGUGCUGGCAGGUACAAGACCGACCAUACGCAAUGACUUCCCGGAUCUGUAUCGGGUAUUGAUGGAGUCUUGCUGGCACGAUCAGCCUGAUGAGAGGCCCCCGUUUGACGACAUCGUACGUAGCCUGGAGAAGCAGCUGGAGACGGCGCGCAUCCCUACCAUGUCCGUUGAGAUCGACAGGUCCGACGCAAGCCACCGCAAGAUAGUCCGCAAGCGUGUCCUGAUGUAGCCUGAACGUUGAGAGCAAGUAAGAUGUCCGGAUAUGUACCCCAGGCCCACUAAGGCCAACACGCGACGCGUGCUUAGGCCAACUCAGGCCCACAAAACCUAACCCGGGCUCGCCCACUAAGGCCAACUCUGGACCACUACAUUGUAAGGCUCACUCGGUUCCGCUAAGGCCAACUCACUCCCACUAAUACUACUAAACUGUAAUUGCUGACUUGGGAACCAUAACAAGCAACAAGUAAUGCUCGUUUGUGUUGUUUGCGAUCACCGAGCAGCUGCAGCUGUAAGAACAUGCCCGGUUUCUUCGAUAAGCCUCAUGUUUGACUAUUCUGCUAGAGGGUUAGCUGGCUACCCAGUAACGCUUCCAGUCAUGCCCUGCAACACUGCAAUUCACUUGAAUGCACCUAUAAUAGAUCAUACUCUCAGAUAUUAGAAUGUUGAUUUUAUCCAAUAGCACAAGACCAGUAACGAUGCAUGGUACCAGUGAGGUGGACAUUAUUGUCUCGUCCUCGCCGAUACAAAUCCAGUAGCACAAACAGCUAGCGUAGAGCAGCAAGACGACUACAUGCAGUGCCUGGACAUUUGUUUAAAUUAAAAAAUUGGUUUUACGGCUUUUAUCAAAGGAAAUGCUGUCGUGGAAGCGACUAAUUUGGCUGCCAAUCAAACAGCGCCCGUUAUGUACACGAUAUUGGCCCGUCCGUUGCCGAAGCGAAUUACAGGGUAUGCUAGAAAUGUGUUGAUGCUAUUUCGAUCUAAUCCAUGCCAUGUUUUUCUUCUCAUUUCACAAGAACAAUUUUAUUUAUGAAAAUGAGUACAUUUUCAUCAGUAUAAAAAUAACUUCGUAUUCGUAGUGUAAAUUCUUGAUGUAGAAUUGCUUUUUGGUAAGUUCAGGAUUUCUAGGUAUCAUUUAUUUUAUUUGCAUAAUAUUAUGCUUUGACAUGAUUCUUUGAAAUACAACAAUGCCCCCCUCUCUCUCUAACUAUAAAACUUACUGACACAUGACAGCAUCAGUUAAUUGAUUACUUUGAAGUAUAUUCUUUGAACUAGGAAUGUCAUGCAUGGCAACUAGUCAUAAGUCAUUUUCAACGAAACUCGAUCUGUGCAAGUCA
This is a messenger RNA of Sycon ciliatum, 5511 nucleotides long. RefSeq lists its product as uncharacterized. The transcript is spliced from 19 exons. The record is from RefSeq and is a predicted model, not a curated record. Gene Ontology annotation, molecular function: protein kinase activity; ATP binding; protein binding. Lineage: Eukaryota; Metazoa; Porifera; Calcarea; Leucosolenida; Sycettidae. Gene Ontology annotation, cellular component: cytoplasm. Bases 189 to 4406 code for a protein of 1405 amino acids. Gene Ontology annotation, biological process: protein phosphorylation; signal transduction.